Molecule: messenger RNA, 636 nt
Organism: Acanthamoeba castellanii str. Neff
Lineage: Eukaryota; Discosea; Longamoebia; Acanthamoebidae
Exons: 3
Coding region: 1-636 (211 amino acids)
Source: RefSeq, a predicted model, not a curated record
AUGCUGACCACCGGCGACGGCGACGCGCUGGGCGUGGACGACCGCGAGGGGGUGACCGACGGCGUGUUCGAUGGCGACUGCGUGGUGGAAGGCGAUGGCGUGUUGGACGGCGACGUCGUGGCCGAGUUGGUCGGCGACGGCGUGUUGGAAGGCGACGGCGUGUUGGACGGCGAUGGCGUGUUGGACGGCGACGGUGUGCUGGACGGCGAUGGCGUGUUGGACGGCGAUGGCGUGUUGGACGGCGAUGGCGUGUUGGACGGCGAUGGGGUGGGCGAAUUCGUGGACGAGGGCGACGGCGUAUUGGAGGGCGAUGGCGACGGCGUGUUGGACGGCGACGGCGUGUUGGAGGGCGAUGGCGUGUUGGACGGCGACGGCGUGUUGGACGGCGAUGAGGUGGGCGAAUUCGUGGACGAGGGCGACGGCGUAUUGGACGGCGAGGGCGUAUUGGAGGGCGACGGCGUGUUGGACGGCGACGGCGUGUUGGACGGCGACGGCGUGUUGGACGGCGACGGCGUGUUGACGGCGACGGCGUGUUGGACGGCGACGGCGUGUUGGAGGGCGACGGCGUGUUGGACGGCGACGGCGUUGGCGAAUUCGCGACGGCGUCUCGGAGGGCGAUGGCGUGUUCGAUGGUGA